Molecule: messenger RNA, 6878 nt
Organism: Spodoptera frugiperda (fall armyworm)
Lineage: Eukaryota; Metazoa; Arthropoda; Insecta; Lepidoptera; Noctuidae
Gene: ktub
Product: protein king tubby
Exons: 8
Coding region: 165-1451 (428 amino acids)
Biological process (GO): protein localization to cilium
Cellular component (GO): cilium
Source: RefSeq, a predicted model, not a curated record
UUUUCCUGGGCAACGAUAGGCAAGAUGAUUUAUAAACAAAAAAUGAGCUUACAAAAUGCCAAUUAUUGUAUUGAAUUUUGAGAUAAAAGUUAAUACAUUUACAACUAAACUGUAGUGCGCAAUUUAUAAAGUUAGAAACAAAGUAAAUAAUUCAUACGACGACCAUGGCUUCAAUGCGGGAUCAAAAAAUCGAACAGCAACGGCAAAUGAUGGAACAGAAGAUGAAGCAGAAACGCCAGAAUUCUGGAUUGGUUCAGGCAAACGACCUCAGGGUAGGGUCUGCAAAACGUCCAAUAUCAGGCAGCCGUUCCCGGGAGCUCCAUGGCUAUGAUGGUCCGAUGCAAUUUCUUAUGUCGCCAGUCAAUCCGGACCAAGUAAUACCUCUUCAAACGAAUAGAAUAUCUACUUUUGAUGAACUAGGCAAUCAGAUCGAAGUUCUGACCGUGGGUGAAGGGGACGGUAGCGGCGAGGAAGAUGAGGAGAGUGUCCCGGUGUGCAGCGUAGGCAGGGACGCUAGUACCGACGACGUGUGCGCCGACGCAGCUGUCGCGCCGCUACACGAUAAACCACGGAGGGAUAGCUCACCCACACAGGUUUACCAGAAGUGGUGUAAAACCAAAACACAGAAAGAUAAAGUGCGGGAGCCAAAGUUUGUCACAAAGGCUCCAGAAAUUGAGGGUUCAGUGGAAGGUGCAGUGGAACAGUUUGUUGUGACCCCAGCUAAACACGGCACGCUAUACAAAUGUCGCAUCGCCAGAGAUCGGAAGGGCAUGGACAGAGGCCUCUACCCUACUUACUUCUUACACCUCGAAAAGGACUACGGGAAGAAAGUGUUUUUGCUUGCAGCCCGAAAGCGCAAGAAAUCAGCCACAUCGAACUACCUGAUAUCAACGGACCCCACUGAGCUGACUCGCACGGCCGACAGCUUCGCCGGGAAACUGCGGUCCAACCUCCUCGGGACCGCGUUCACGGUGUAUGACAACGGCAAGGCGUGGCGGAAACAUGACCACGCUCACACCAGGCACGAAUUGGCAGCUGUUGUUUAUGAUACAAACGUCCUCGGCUUCAAAGGUCCAAGAAAGAUGACAGUCAUUCUUCCAGGAAUGACGCCAGACCGCCAACGCGUCACCAUAGCACCGCAGGAUGACAGCGAGACCCUUCUAGAAAGACUUAAGAGUCAGACCCUGGAUGACAUAGUAGUUCUACACAACAAAACGCCAGUUUGGAACGAUGAGACCCAAUCCUACGUGCUAAACUUCCACGGCAGAGUGACUCAGGCAAGUGUGAAAAAUUUCCAAAUUGUCCACGAUUCAGAACCGGACUAUGUCGUUAUGCAAUUCGGACGGAUAUCCGAAGAUAUCUUCACUAUGGAUUUCCGAUACCCGCUGUGUGCUUUACAGGCGUUCGGUAUUGCCCUCAGCUCUUUCGACAGCAAACUGGCUUGUGAAUGAAUGCAACUAUGUUUUUCUAGAGCAUUCCACCGAGGCAUUUAUUUACUUAAUUUUUUCCAGUAAUCACUUCAGUAAUAGUCAACUUAAAUAAUCUACUAAAAACUCUAAUACCACAUCUUUUGACUCAUAUAAAUUAUUUUUUCUUGACGCACGCAAAAAUCUACUUUAACGUUAAAGGAAUAGAAUUGAAUGUUGUAUAAUGACGUUGACGUCGCAUGUGAAUGUAUCAUCGCAUAUUAUAGUAGUAAGUAUGUGUGUAGCCCCAUGAUGCACAGAAUGUGUUGAUCAAAAUCAAAACAAGCGCACAUGAUUUAUUUUUUGGUGCUUUUGUGACAUAGGUUGUGUUUGCCCGUGUUUUAACUUUCAUCGACUGUUUGAACGAACAUCCGUAGUCUUAGUUCACCAUUACCAUUGUAUAUGUUUAAAAUAUAUGACCCUAUAAGAAAAGCUAUCGACGUUGGCUCACUUUAAAAAAGAUCUCGAAUAUUCUGUGAGCCUACUCAAAUUUUAUUAGCAACAAAAUUCAGUUAGACAUUUUUGCUUUGUCAUUAAAAUAAGGCGCUUGUUGUAAUAAAUCUUGCCCAGUCUUGCUCAAAGUGGUAUAAUAAACAUCGGUCAUAAUUUUAAGCAUAAAUUUAAGUGUCAUUUUAUUGUGGUCCAAGGUUUGAACCAAGGAAUAGACACAUAUACUUUCAUAUCUCAUCACUUUUCAAGUAGUAAACUAUGCAAUGAAGGAAUUUAUUUUAUAUUGUCUACUCUUUAAACUAAACUACAGGUAUUUAUGCGUUACUUUUCGCUUUAAUAACAAAAUAAAUUAAUGUAAUAUCAAUUAUAGUAAUGUAUGUAAAUAUAUUCGUGUAUUAUCUCUGGGUAGUCAUAAGGGCCUGUGUAGACAGUCAAAGAGCUUGUAGUAGUUAUAACAGCAAGUUUACUGUUCAAAAAGUUUAUAUUGGCCCUUUAAAAUGUAUGUUUAUAAGUGAUUUAUAUGACAUCGUCAAUAAAACAUAAUUGAGUUUCUUGGGAACCAAAGAAACUACAUUUAAUGUUAUUAAACACGAUGUCAGUUCUAUAAUUACAAUUUUAAAAAUUUCUAACCAUGAGACAAAAAUGACAAGCAGCUUUUUCCUUGUCUAAUAUUUUACAACAGACAACGAAUGGUUUUUAUUUGUGACACUCGAUAGGGUUUGCUUCGUUUGCUAGAAAUUAAAUAAAGAAAAUCAUAAUUUUCUUUAUUUUGUUUAUAAAAGACUCCUGCACAUCAAGCCACCCUUAGCCUAAAUAGAUUUCAACUUUAUCUUAAAAUGUAAAGGUUGAGAAUCUAUUAAUUAAAUCUGACUAAUUGGGGUAUUUACACUUGGGUGCAAAGAAAUGAAGCCACUAGCAGUUUUAUUUUUUAUUAAAAAAACAUCUGGAAUACGCAGUUGUAUGAGUUUUUAUACAAGACAAACUCAAAUCCGUUGCGUGCGAUGCGGGCCUGUGGACGCUUUCCUUAAGUAAAUACUUGUAUCAGAAAAGAGUUAUCAAGAAAUUAAUAAGAAAAUACGCUACUGGCUCCAUUGCUUUGCUCCCAAGUGUACUAGCGGGUGUCUACAAUUUGUACAAUGAAAAUAAUAAAUGAAUUUAUGUAUAAUUUCGAACGGGAAAGUUAACGCUUAUUUGGUAGUUUGUUGUUUCAUAAACCAGUACCCUUAGUACGAAUUAAACCAAUUAGAGCGCCGAACGCGGUCUCGUUUCGAUCUCGUUCAACGCAAAACAAAUUCGUACUAAGCGUACUAUUAUUUAAUUCGUUAUGCGAUGAAUAAUGUUCCUUCAAUAUUACGCACAAGUUUGCUUACUGUACACAAAAACAAAUCUUACGUAAUCUAGGUAUUUGUUAUUACCUAAGCACUUAGUCAUUUCUAUUACAUAUUCUAUCUGAAUAAUUUACAAAGCAUUAUGAAUAUGAUAAUUGAAGCUCAUUUUGAACUGAGAGUGGACUUUUGAGAGGCAUUUCGAGCUUAGGAUUUUCUCUCUGCGUUUAUUAACAUACAAUUCCACAUACAUAUGACACCUAGACUCGAAACAGCGGAUCGCCCAGAGUUGCUCCGUGCGCGAAUCGAACCCGCUACACGUUACGCGACAGCCGGUCUGUCAAUACUUAAAUACAGGACCCUUAGUACGAGUUUGCUUUACGUUGAACGAAAACGAAACGAGAGCUCGUUUGGCGCUCUGAUUGGCCGGCACGAAUGAUCCAACCAAUCAGAGUGUCGAACGCGCUGUCGUUAAACGUAAAACCAACUCGUACUAAGGCCUCUGUGCUUAUAUACUAAUACUUAGUUACAAUGUAUCCUGUCUUUGAAAUGCCUUUUGAAAGUUCAUUCUCUACUCCCCAAAUGACUUAAAGUACCUUCUCAAGCAGUCUGUUGCCAUAAUAUUUGUAACUUAUUUACAAUACUAUGUACAAACUAUUUUUAAGUGUCACAUAGCGUUAGUUUUGUAUCCUAGUCAACUUAGGUUUUAGUUUUAUUUAGUACUAAUAUUCUAAUUCGUAUGCACAAAUCAAUGUUUAAGGUUUUCCUAGUGUUAGAUAAAUUAUUUUGUGGCUACAUUUCUUAUAAAUUAUGUAUUUUUAUCGUUAUUAUGAAAUGGUAAUUAUGUUUAACUAUUAUUAGCAGCAUACAAUACAGUACCCUUAGUACGAGUUUGCUUUACGUUUAACGAGAGUGCGUUCGGCGGUCUGAUUGGUCGGCUCGAAUGAACCAACCAAUCAGAGCGCCGAACGUGCUCUCGUUUCCAUCUAAACGUAAAACAAACUCGUACUAAGCUCUCUGACCCAACGUAAGUUAUGUUAUGACUGAUUUAUUUGUGUUCAAAGUUCUUUGAACAGAAUACCAGUUCUUUUCUAUUAUAAUUAUUUUAAAUAUUCUAUAAUUAUUUAUAUGUUAGCCAACUAUACCGCACCAGUAUUAUUUUACAAUAAUUUGUAGUCCUGACAAUAAUAUUGAAGUACAUUGUAUUUGUACCCACUGCCUUCUCCCUGAACAAAAUUAUUUCACAAAUUGUCUAAAAGAAAUUACUAUUAGAAUAAAUAAAUGUGCCUAUAAUUAGGUUACGUGUUUAGAUAGCUAAAUGGGAAAGAUAAAAAAUGAAAUUGUAAAUUAAAUAAAUGAUGAAAUGUCAACGCGUCUAUGUAAUAAUGUCAUGAGCUUGUAGUAGUGAUCGUGUUUGUACUAACUGUUGUUCUAAACUCACUUCACCUCAUUGUAUUGUGUAUCUAACUUUAGUUAAAAUUCUAUGCACAAUAAUUCCUUCAAUCUCUUCCUUGCACGGAGACUUAUAAAUUAUCUCUUAUAUAACCACUCUAAAGGCAACUAAUGAUACUAAAGUUUCUCUUCCCAAUGUAAUAAAUUAACUAAAAUUCUCGUAUAUUUCUCCAUUACACUGUUUCACUAGUUUCGAGUCACAGAGAGACUCUUCAUCAUGAGCAGCGUGCACUAGGCUGUGCCACUGUGCCAUGAUAAAGAAUCCCUAAUAUACGUGAGUAAAUCGUGGUUUUUAGUUAAUCACAAUUAAUGAUAUCAUUAGACACUUAAGUCUUGGAGUGGUUUAUAAAAAAAAUAUAAAUAACAAAAUUGUAACUGUAAUGUUUCGAAAAUUGCCCCAUAAAGAUGAUGUUUACAUAAAAACUUUUCAGGCAAGAAUUUGUAUUGAAUUUAACACUGCCAGGAUGAGACUAUAACUUUGGGGCUCAAUUAAGGAAAGGAGAAAGUGAAGGAUUGUAUUAGCCUAGAGAGGAACUGUAAAUAUAGUAUGGAAACGCGACGCAACUCGAUUGGUCAAUUUUUAAUAUGGAUUUAAUGUGAUUGGCAGAAUUAUGACCUCCCUUUGUUAACAACUAAUGGGUGUUUGGUUGUAAAGCGUGGCGUUUCAAUACUGUAUCAGUACCUCUACCAUGAGUUUGAAGCAAUAGUAUUUGUCGAUAGUCAUGUCAAAUUUUACAACGCCUCUACCGGUCACCGGUGGAACUAAAAUUUGCCAUACAAAAAUUUACGUCGUCGCUAGCGUCUAUCGACAAAUACUAUUGCUUCAAACUCAUGGUAGAGGUACAGAUGUUAGAUAGUUUUGAUAAUCGUGUCAUUCUGUCGUUACUGAAGACUUGGUAAGCGGCAAUAUAACAACUGAUUUGUAAACCUAGGAAUUGGAUAGCAUAGCACCCAUUGUGCUAGCAUACUGACUAACUACCUACAAAUGUAAGGAAAGAGUUUGGCAGCAAUUAAUGAUAAAUAAUCAUAAUAUAUUUGUUUAGUUAGGCAUUUUACACAUAAUAAAAUAAUGUGACAAUUUCAUUUUGGUAGAAUUGUAAAUAUUAAUGUAUGAAUUUUGGUGUAUUGUGCCUUUGGUAACGAUAGGUUAAAUGUUUGUGCCUUUUAUUUUCAUGUUUACUAUGUAUUUUGUACCUGAGGCUUUUCGUAGGCACAGAACUACCCCCCUUUACUAGAUGACGAAUCGCUUUUUACACCUUGAAAUGUUUAGAUUACUUAUUAAGGCAACUUUUACAAGCAAAGCUGUCUCUUAGUCCCUAGAAUAGACCUAGUAGUGAAUGAAUGUUCAACAUAAUUGAAUUUGUGUAAAAUAAAAUUUAAAUCUUAGUCUUUUUGUAAAAAUUCAUGAGAAUGUCCAUUUACUUAAAAACUUGUGAAUUAAAAUUUUGCUCAUAGUUAUUGUGCAGUGUGUAUAGUUAAAUGUUCCGGAAAUAUUUAAAUAAAUGCUUAUAUUGUUUAUAUCCUCGAUCCCCGUAGAAUGAAAUCGUUAAUUAUUUUGUCCCUGUAGUAAACCAAAUACGAAUGAUGACGGGGAAUGAAAAUUAAAAAUCUAUUUAGUUCGUCAGUUAGGUAAUAAAAAAUAUUAGACACGUAUUUUUUUAUUUCGUCAUAUAAGAUAACAAUACUCAGAUGAAAAAAAAUAAGUUCAGGAGUGGGAUCAAACACGUCAUUUCUACGGAUAAAACGUAUCUAGAAGGGAUGUCACGCGAUAUUUCAAAUGAAUAUAUCUUCGAAAGUAUUUUUUCCGUAAGAAAAUAAAAAAUACAUGUCUAAUAUUUUAAAAUAAUCUACAAGACGGACAUUAAAAUAAAAAUGAGUCAUCUACCCUAUUGUAUAGACCAAUUAUUUGUAUUUUAUUUUGUUCAUAGAAUUGACCACCCAAUCAUGUCUAGUAUUGUAUUGCAAUGUGAAUUAAAUAAAGUGAUGUAAUAAAUUAUUCUUUACAUUUUUUGAUGUAUGAAAUAUUUGUGAUACCUAUCUAUUGUAAAUAGCGAUAUGAAACUGAAAUAUUGAACGUAAUUAUUUGUAAGCUAUGAAUGUGGGCUACCGCGAGUUCUGUAAGGAUCGCUAGUGUAGUGCGAGGUCUCUUGUCUAAUAAACUAUUUGCUAACGUGCAGUCCAGUCA